AUGCCUGCACCAGUAACAACAGAAAGCGUAGUCGAAGAUUGGGUUUUCUUUCCGGACGGUGUACAAUUUUACACAAAAACUUGGAAGGCAUUUUUUGAACCACCGGUUGCCACAGUUGUAUUCGUUCAUGGUUUUGGCGAACAUGUAAAUCGAUAUGAUCACGUAUUCGAAAAAUUUCAGCAAAAAAAUAUAGAAGUUUUUGCAUACGAUCAACGCGGAUUUGGGCAAACCGCGGCACGUAAUAAGAAUCCGGGUGUGACGAGCUGGAAACUCGCGACCGCGGAUAUUACACAUGCUCUUCGUUUAAACAGGCGUGAAGGCAUUCCUCAGUUUUUAUUUGGUCAUAGUAUGGGUGGUGCACUUGCUGCUAACUAUGCAACAGAAGGACCGGAACGAGAUAAUGUAACUGGCUUCCUAAUCUCUGCUCCUUUCUUGAACCAAGCUGCUCCUACCAAAACGCCGCAAUCGAACGUAUACCUGGUAUCUGCAGUUUCAAAAGUUUUACCGAGCUUCCAAGUUGGCAUAAAAUUACCCCCAGAAUACUUGAGUCGCGUCCCUGAAGAAGUUAGGAAGUACGAGGAUGACCCGUUUGUUCAUAGUAUUGGUUCUUUGGGUGGAAUCUCUGACAUGUUACAUGGUCCGAAAUCCGUGUUGAAAUCAAAAUACAAAAAUAUCACAAAGCCAAUAUUCAUGGUACAUGGAGAUGAAGAUAAGAUUACUUGUUUCAAAACCUCCAAAGAAUUUUUCGAGAAGAUCCCAUCAAAGGAUAAAACUUUUCGUGAAUGGAAAGGAGGAUAUCAUGAAC
Messenger RNA from Ambispora leptoticha, 805 nucleotides. The record is from the annotation of a GenBank genome assembly. Lineage: Eukaryota; Fungi; Glomeromycota; Glomeromycetes; Archaeosporales; Ambisporaceae.